This is a messenger RNA of Morus notabilis, 2917 nucleotides long. RefSeq names its product cysteine-rich receptor-like protein kinase 27. NCBI's taxonomy places the organism in Eukaryota, Viridiplantae, Streptophyta, Magnoliopsida, Rosales, Moraceae. The record is from RefSeq and is a predicted model, not a curated record. The transcript has 8 exons. Gene Ontology annotation, molecular function: protein kinase activity; ATP binding. Gene Ontology annotation, biological process: protein phosphorylation. The coding region runs from base 649 to 2652 and encodes 667 amino acids.
UCAAUUUUAAUUUCUCUUAAAUCUUAGCCUAUUUAGCCUAUUUCUUUCAAUGUCUUUUUUUUUCCCAUAAGAGUACAAAAUAUUAUUCAUUACAAUUGAAUAAUUACUUUCAGAGAGGUGUUAUUUACUGCCUUGCAAUUUCCGUUAGAAUUUCUUAGUUAUACGAGUAUCUACACCCACCAAACCACCAACCCACCAACGUCAACUCGAGUGUAGUUUCUCCAUGUUUCACAACUUACAAGCACUAAAAAAACAAAAAACAAAAAACAAAAAAUAAAAAAGGGUCGAAAUCAUGAACAAUCCGAGCACUAAGAAAGGUUGCAAGUUGCCAAAUGGUGCUUUUGACGCGUAAGAGACGUACAAAAGACUUUGACCGUUUUAUUACACACAUGAACAAUCCAAGCCUUGUCGUGUUAACCAGGCAAAAAAAAAAAAAAAAAAAAAAAUCCAAGUCUUGUAUUAGGAUUGUCCUAAACUUGCACUUGGAUAGUCUCAGAAUCUCAGGGUUGAAAUCAUGUAGAUAUAAAAGUUUUUCAGGUCUGCAUAAACAAAUGCAACGUCACAAAGUACAAGGGACUGUUUCUUCAAAAUUUCCUCUACCAUUUUUCAAAUUAAACUCCUUGUUGAGAAGCUAGAAAUUGAAAGAAUAUGCUAAUUACAAGUUCUGACUCAUAUCCUAUGAUGGGUCAUCAUCCAAAUUUGGUUUUCCUUCUUUAUAUCAUCACAAGGCUUGGCAAUCUCACGUAUGCACAAACACCAUUUUGCUCAAACGGGGGAGUUUACUCCACAAACAGUUCAUACAACAACAAUCUAAAACACAUCCUUUCUUCUCUCCCUUCGAACAUCAUCGCCACCACCAGCGGCUUCUACAAUGUCACAGUCGGAAAAGAUCGCGACAAAGUCUAUGCACUUUCUCUUUGCAGAAGAGACCUGGCCUCUAAAGAUUGCUAUGACUGUAUAAAUUCUGCAACCAAAGCCGCCAUGGAGAAGUGUCCGAACCAGAAAGAAGCAAUCUUGUGGGGUGCCGGAAGCAUAUGCAUGUUAAGGUACUCGAACCGCGACAUCUUCGGUUCCAUGGAGGUAAAGCCUUCUUUUUCUAUGCCUAAUCCAAAUAACAUCUCCACAGAUUUGGAUAAGUUCAACAAGACUUUGCAUGGUUUGGUGGGAAGUCUUGUAGAAAAGGCUUCUUUGGGUUCUGAUGUGAAAUUUGGAGCUGGUUCUGUGAACAAUAGUGUGUAUGCAUUGGUGCAAUGCACACCGGAUAUCUCACAAGAUGAUUGUAGUGUUUGUUUGCGCGGCGCUCUAGAUGAGGUUUCGAAUUGUUGCGGUGGGAAGGAAGGAGGAAGGUUUUUUAGACCCAGUUGUUUUGUUUGGUUUGAGUUAUUUAAGUUUUAUGAUGAUCAGUUUGGUGGUUAUGAUGCAUCUCUUUCACCACCACUGUUAGGGAAUUCUCCAACAGAACCAGCUGUUACAUCUCCCCCCACAAGCGUAAAAGGCAACAAGAGUUCCACAUCUCAAACUGUUAUAAUUAUUAUUGUUCCUAUACUCGGCUUGGUGACUCUUCUUGCAAUCGGUUGUGCCAUUUUGCUAUAUAGGAGGUCAAGGCAAGGUCUACAUGACAAUGACAGGAACAAAAGUCUAGAGUCAUUACAGUUUGACCUCCGAAUGAUCAAGGAAGCAACGGACGACUUUUCUGAUGCUAACAAGCUUGGACAAGGUGGAUUUGGUUCAGUUUACAAGGGCAGACUUCCAAAUGGUCAAGAAAUUGCUGUGAAGCGGUUAUCGGGACAUUCUAAUCAAGGAGAAGAGCAAUUCAUGAAUGAGAUAUUGUUAGUGGCUAAGCUUCAACACAGAAACCUUGUUAGUCUUUUGGGUUUUUGCUCGGAAGCAAGUGAAAGACUCCUAAUAUAUGAGUUUCUAGGCAAUGGCAGCUUGGACCAUUUUAUAUUCGAUCCGAUCAAGCAUAUCGAACUAAAUUGGGAAUUGCGUUACAAAAUCAUAUGCGGGAUUGCUCGAGGAAUGCUUUAUCUUCAUGAAGAUUCUAAGCAUAGAGUUAUCCAUCGCGAUCUUAAAGCAAGCAACGUGUUGUUAGACGAAAACAUGAGUCCAAAGAUUUCAGAUUUUGGCAUGGCAAGGAUGUUCGUUAUGGAUCAAAGUGAAGCCAAUACUUGCAGACACAUGGGAACUUAUGGCUAUAUGGCUCCGGAAUAUGCAUUACAUGGACGCUUCUCAGUGAAGUCUGAUGUCUUCAGUUUUGGUGUCUUGAUUCUAGAGUUAGUGAGUGGUAAGAAGAACAGCUGGUGGGAUAGUUCAGAAGAUCUGGUGCACCUUCCGAGCUAUACGUGGAAAAAUUGGAGAGAAGGUACUGCUUUGAACCUGAUAGACUCAACACUCGACCGGGAAGGUUCAACAAGUUGUGAAAUUAUGAGGUGCAUUCAUAUUGGGUUACUGUGUGUUCAAGAAAAUGUGGAACAAAGACCCGCCAUGAAUUCGGUGGUUCUUAUGCUCACUAGCCACUCCAUGACUCUCCCUGUUCCUUCUCGCCCCGCGUUUUUCAUGUACAAUAGCACAGUAGCAGGGUCUAAUUCAAAGGAGACUGAGUCAGAGCAAUCUGCAGCCACAGACGGAACAACCUAUUUCUUUCGCACAUAAUGUACAUGAGCCUGAUUCAUCAAUUGGUAAUGCCCUCAUUUCAAAUAUGUGGCUUUAAAGGAAAUAACCUCAGAAACAUAACGGAAUCUUCUACAUUCAUGUGGUAUUUGGUCAUUUUUGUUGUGACUAUUGCUAUGUAUGUUCAUAAUUUAGCAAGUGAUUAGAUACUUUUGCAUAGAUGGCAUUCUUAGGAAUUAAUAUCACACUGAAUGUGAGAGCUACAUCAACUUUGCCACUGCGAUUUUCACCAUAAUCUGAGAACGUG